Molecule: messenger RNA, 3342 nt
Organism: Caenorhabditis remanei
Lineage: Eukaryota; Metazoa; Nematoda; Chromadorea; Rhabditida; Rhabditidae
Exons: 20
Coding region: 1-3342 (1113 amino acids)
Biological process (GO): transmembrane transport
Molecular function (GO): transmembrane transporter activity
Source: RefSeq, a predicted model, not a curated record
AUGAUAUACAAUGAACAUAUGCUCCAGCUGAUAUGGAUAAUCAUAUUCUCAGCAAUCCUCAUAGUGUUCGCUGCAAUCAUCUUACGAUGUAUCUUCCUAUAUCUAUUGGAAAAAAACGUUUGCAAUCUUCAGACAAUAUUCAGCAAUACUAGGAUACUCCAAACCGCGAAGGAAAAGAAGAUAUGCAACGCGUUGGAUGUUUCUCUUCAGAAAACAUUUAAAGAAUCAAAUAUUCAUCGAAUACUUCCUGUACUCCCUCAAUUCAUUGCCUCCUCUCGUACCACCGAUGCGGCACCGUCGGAAGCUGAAAACCACUGGCCAUUGUUCCAAGUUGCGGUGAAUGGAAAGAUUCUCAAUCCUGAACUGUUGAUCGCCACCAGAGCUCCAGAAUACUCCACUGUCAUUGGAACGCUAUGCAUCGCUUCAAUCGCUUCCAAUAUGACUGUCAUCAACUUUACAAUGAUUUGCAUGGCUCCUAAGACCAACACUUCUGAAUUACCCAUGACUGAUGCUUCAGUGGUGAACUUAGCUUACGAUAACAAGCAGAAGUCUAUCAUUAUGUGGGCAGCAGCAGUAGGAACUCUCGCAGCAGCUUGGCCUUUCCAUUGGUUCUACCAACAAUUCGGAGCAAGGUCCGUUUUCUUUUUCGCUGGAGCUGUGUCAACUUUAUCCACUGCUUUGAUGCCACUAGCUGCUCACCUCCAUUUCAACUUUUUGGUCAUUGCUAGAUUCUUCCAGGGAGUAAGUUUCGGAGCAGAUUUCGCCGCUAUCGGAUUGAUCGUUGUCAACUGGGCCAGUUUGAAGCAACACGGACUCUUCAUCUCACUUCUCUCUUCAUUUUCUCAAAUCUCGGUGAUGUUUACUAUGCCAGUCGCCGGAGAGCUUUGUGAAUCGUCCUGGGGAUGGGAAUCCGUCUACUACGUGCACGCUGUGCUCAGUGGUGUUCUCUUCAGUUUGUGGUGGUGGUUCUACAGAAACAACCCAACUAAACAUCCAAAGAUGACUGAAAUCGAGCUUGAGAAGAUUCACAGAGGAAAAGGAGAUGUCCAAGCACACGAAAAAGCUCCAAUCGCCAAGAUCCUUACUAACUCCGUCAUGUUGGCAGUUUGGCUCUCUGCCUUCGGAGAAUUGAUGAUGUCUCAAUUCAUUGUUAUGUACGGACCAACAUUCUUGAAGGAAGUUCUGGGAUUCGCUGUUAACCACACCGGGUACUUUGUUGCCGUGCCACGUGCUCUUCACUUGGCCUUUAAAAUCAUUUCCGGAGUUGCCAGUGACCGUAUUCACUUCUGGUCUGAGAAGACUAAAAUGAGAAUUUUCAACACGAUCGCUUUGAUGGUUUCCGGUGCGUUUUUCUGUAUUCUCGGUUAUCUUCCAAAGGAUCAAGCUCAUCUCUCCUUGAUUGCUCUCUUGGUCAUCGAAUGCUCCACUGGAUUCAUCUGCGGAGGUUUCUACAAAUGCGCCACCCUUGUAGCCAGACAACACUCUCACUUCGUCCUUUCCCAAAUUCAAUUCAUCAAGUGCCUUUCUCUCUUCAUCGAACCACUUUUGGUCUUCCUGAUCUGUACGCACAACACUCUCGAAGAAUGGAGAAUUGUUUUCCUGACCCACGGAGUUCUUCUCAUUGUUGGAAACAUUAUCUUCUGUUACUACGCUACUGAUGAGCCAGCCGAUUUCACUCAUCUUCCACAAGCACCGAACGGAGAAGAAAUGGCCGAUGUGCCGCCAGAACGAAGAAGGAUACUCCAAACCGCGAAGGAAAAGAAGAUAUGCAACGCGUUGGAUGUUUCUCUUCAGAAAACAUUUAAAGAAUCAAAUAUUCAUCGAAUACUUCCUGUACUCCCUCAAUUCAUUGCCUCCUCUCGUACCACCGAUGCGGCACCGUCGGAAGCUGAAAACCACUGGCCAUUGUUCCAAGUUGCGGUGAAUGGAAAGAUUCUCAAUCCUGAACUGUUGAUCGCCACCAGAGCUCCAGAAUACUCCACUGUCAUUGGAACGCUAUGCAUCGCUUCAAUCGCUUCCAAUAUGACUGUCAUCAACUUUACAAUGAUUUGCAUGGCUCCUAAGACCAACACUUCUGAAUUACCCAUGACUGAUGCUUCAGUGGUGAACUUAGCUUACGAUAACAAGCAGAAGUCUAUCAUUAUGUGGGCAGCAGCAGUAGGAACUCUCGCAGCAGCUUGGCCUUUCCAUUGGUUCUACCAACAAUUCGGAGCAAGGUCCGUUUUCUUUUUCGCUGGAGCUGUGUCAACUUUAUCCACUGCUUUGAUGCCACUAGCUGCUCACCUCCAUUUCAACUUUUUGGUCAUUGCUAGAUUCUUCCAGGGAGUAAGUUUCGGAGCAGAUUUCGCCGCUAUCGGAUUGAUCGUUGUCAACUGGGCCAGUUUGAAGCAACACGGACUCUUCAUCUCACUUCUCUCUUCAUUUUCUCAAAUCUCGGUGAUGUUUACUAUGCCAGUCGCCGGAGAGCUUUGUGAAUCGUCCUGGGGAUGGGAAUCCGUCUACUACGUGCACGCUGUGCUCAGUGGUGUUCUCUUCAGUUUGUGGUGGUGGUUCUACAGAAACAACCCAACUAAACAUCCAAAGAUGACUGAAAUCGAGCUUGAGAAGAUUCACAGAGGAAAAGGAGAUGUCCAAGCACACGAAAAAGCUCCAAUCGCCAAGAUCCUUACUAACUCCGUCAUGUUGGCAGUUUGGCUCUCUGCCUUCGGAGAAUUGAUGAUGUCUCAAUUCAUUGUUAUGUACGGACCAACAUUCUUGAAGGAAGUUCUGGGAUUCGCUGUUAACCACACCGGGUACUUUGUUGCCGUGCCACGUGCUCUUCACUUGGCCUUUAAAAUCAUUUCCGGAGUUGCCAGUGACCGUAUUCACUUCUGGUCUGAGAAGACUAAAAUGAGAAUUUUCAACACGAUCGCUUUGAUGGUUUCCGGUGCGUUUUUCUGUAUUCUCGGUUAUCUUCCAAAGGAUCAAGCUCAUCUCUCCUUGAUUGCUCUCUUGGUCAUCGAAUGCUCCACUGGAUUCAUCUGCGGAGGUUUCUACAAAUGCGCCACCCUUGUAGCCAGACAACACUCUCACUUCGUCCUUUCCCAAAUUCAAUUCAUCAAGUGCCUUUCUCUCUUCAUCGAACCACUUUUGGUCUUCCUGAUCUGUACGCACAACACUCUCGAAGAAUGGAGAAUUGUUUUCCUGACCCACGGAGUUCUUCUCAUUGUUGGAAACAUUAUCUUCUGUUACUACGCUACUGAUGAGCCAGCCGAUUUCACUCAUCUUCCACAAGCACCGAACGGAGAAGAAAUGGCCGAUGUGCCGCCAGAACGAAGAAGACUCACUGAAAACGAAGCAUAA